AUGACGAGCGCCCCGAAGAUGAAGCAGCAAGCGCUCAGCGAGCAGCUCGCCCGCCCGCGGGAGGACCCUGGGACGUUUGAAGGCAUUACCAAGAUCCCCACAGUAGCAGCCGACUCGGUCGGCCCGAGAGCAAAAGACAAGGUCGUCAUCAUCACAGGCGUCAAUUCCCCGACGGGCAUUGGCCGGGCCGCGGCCCACCAGUUCGCCCGCAAUGGUGCACAGGCAGUCUACCUGUGCGACUACAAGGAUGAGUUCCUAAGCGUGCACAAGCGGGAGAUCAACCAACUCUAUCCGGAUGUCGACGUCCAAGUCCGCUGCUUCGACGCCGCCGACGAGGCCGCCGUCAAGUCCGUGGUCGAGGACGCCCUGCAGCGCCACGGCCGCCUCGACAUCAUGUUUGCCAACGCCGGCAUCGUCGGCAGCACCAAGCCCUUCUACGACUGCACCGGCGACGACUUCAUGAAAGCCAUGCGCACAAAUGCCCUGGGCGUCUUCCUCGCUACCAAGUACGCCGCCAAAGCCAUGCUGGUCACCUCCGCCCAGAAGCCCUACCCGGCUGGCUCCAUCCUGGGGACCGCCUCAGUUGCGGGCCUGCGCUCCAACGCGGGCGGGACCGACUACAGCGCGAGCAAGGCCGCCGUCGUGUCCAUCAUGCAAACGGCCGCCUACCAGCUCGCCGGGACGGGCGUCCGCUGCAACGCCAUCUGCCCGGGCGUCAUCGAGACGGGCAUGACCAAAGGCAUGUACGACGCCGCCCGCGCCCGCGGCACCGAGCGCAAGAUCGGCCAGCUCAACCCCCUGCGCCGCGGCGCCGUGGCCGACGAGGUCGCCCGCGUCGCCCUCUUCCUCGCCAGCGACGAGGCCAGCUACGUCAACGGUCAGGCCUGGGCCGUCUGCGGCGGCCUGAGCGCCGGCCAUCCGUUCGUGCCCGGCAAGCUGGCGUGA
Diplodia corticola is the source of this 945-nucleotide messenger RNA. RefSeq names its product 3-oxoacyl-(acyl-carrier-protein) reductase. The record is from RefSeq and is a predicted model, not a curated record. Lineage: Eukaryota; Fungi; Ascomycota; Dothideomycetes; Botryosphaeriales; Botryosphaeriaceae. Gene Ontology annotation, molecular function: oxidoreductase activity. Bases 1 to 945 code for a protein of 314 amino acids. The transcript has 4 exons.